This is a messenger RNA of Brassica rapa (field mustard), 10792 nucleotides long. Its product is annotated as protein FANTASTIC FOUR 4. NCBI's taxonomy places the organism in Eukaryota, Viridiplantae, Streptophyta, Magnoliopsida, Brassicales, Brassicaceae. The record is from RefSeq and is a predicted model, not a curated record.
GCGGCGGCGUGCGGCGGUGGUAGAAUCCAUUUUCCGAUUCGGAAUCUGAAAAAAAGAGAGAGAGAGAGAGAGAGAAUGAUCCGAUAAAAAAUUUGACACUAUGGCACGCUUUUCUAACUCGGUUGAUGUCGUUAUCAGUUGAUUUCGUCAAUCAUAAAAACUUCUAGUAAAUUACAUAAAACAAAAUAAAAUAUAUUUUUCACAGAAAAUAAUAACACUGGAGAAAAAAAAAAGUUCUUAUACACUAGAAUAUAAUUUCGGUGGAAGCCUCCGUUGUUUGAUUAAAAGUUUAUUAGUGUUUUUAUAUUAUAUACUUCAUCCGGUCGGGAAAUGGAAGCCUCAGUGUUUGAUUAAAAUUUUAUUAGUAUUUUUACAUUAUACUCGCUCCAUUCCCGACCGAAAGUAAAAAAAUUUAAAAAUUUAUUUUUUAUUUCACAAAAAUAGAUGUUUAUAUUUAAAAGUAUUUUUGUAUAUUUUUUAGAAACAUUAAUAAUAAAUUUUUGAAUUAAUUAAAUUUUAUUGGUGGAUAGUUAUUGGAAAGUGUAUAAAAAUAAUUGUAAAUUAAAUUAUAAAUAUUUAUUAUAUUUUUAAUGAACUUGAAAACUCUAAAAAAUCUUACUUUCGAAAAUGGAGGGAGUAAAAUUUAAGUUUCAAAUCAUAAAAAGAUAAAUACGUAAUUUAAUAGAAAAAUAAUUAUAAAAGAUCUUUGCAACUAGACGUGAAUUAUUAUAACACAAAUAAAUUUAUAUAAACUGUAAAACUGUUUAUGUAAUAUUUAUUAUAUUUUGUAAUAAUAUAAUUAACUAAUUUCUGAAAAAUACAACUUCUCGGAUAUUGGUAUAAUUCAUUACAUGUCUCCUAGUUUCAUUGAAGAUUUUGAUAACAAAACAUUACUUAUAAUAAGAUGUAUUAAAGUUUCUAUUUGGAUAGUAUUAUACUCAUCAGUCAUCAUCAUCUCAGGUUUCAAUCUAAAUAAAACCAAACGUAAACAUUUAUUGGUCCAGUCGUUGGGUGAAUGUUGCAUGUUUUCAUACCUAGCUCUUUUGUUCUAAUACCAAGCUUAAGACAAUAUUUAUAUAAAAAUACAAUACUUAAGACCAAUUUUUAUGAAGGUUCUUCUUACGCGUUAUAGACUUGAUCUCUAUAAACCUGGGUCAUAAUCUGAUGACAGAAACAUAUGUUCUCUCGAGCAUGAGCUCUAAGGUUUUGAAACAUCUACUUAGCUAGGCCCAAAAUUAUGAGUACUCCACUUGAAUAGCCACUCGCCAGACAUCCCUUUUUCCCUUUCUUGUUUUGUUUACACGAUUAACCCCUUCUUAAUGGGUUUAUAACUUAGACAUAUUAGUAAGUAAUGGGCUAUUCUUUUAUACGGUCUGGCAAUUGUUAUCUCUACUGGGCUUGUAAAAAACACAUAACAUGGUCAUAAACUCAGCCUAAGUAAUAGUCUGCUAGCUCCACAAAAACAAAAUGCGAUAUGAAUUUUUUAAAAGAAAAAAAUAACAAUAGUAAUCACAUUUGUAUUGAUUAUAUUUGUCUCGUUCCUAACAAAUGGAGCGUACUGUUCGUAUAGGUCACAAUCAUCUGGAGCGUACUGUUCGUAUAGGUCACAAUCAUCUGGAACACCCUUAAACCAAAUUUUGAACUUCUUAGAAGAAGCAUGUGGUGACACGAGCUAAAACAUUUUUUGUUUGUCUUCUGUAUAGGUUCCAAGAAAGAGGUAACAACACAAAUACAAAUGACUAAUCUCCAUUCGAAUUUCUAAAUUGUUGUAUUAUUAUAUAACAUAUAUAGUAAUGUGUUGGUCAUACAUCUUUCUGUAUCUUAUUAUUUUGUAUAUUUUCAUUUUUUUUUGUCAUGGUGUUGUCUUUUAUUUAACUUUAAAUUGGAUAACUCCUAAGGAUGCUUGUUCUAGUAAUGGAAUAGAUGGAUGUAAGUAUCCAUGACUGUGGUUUAUUCCAUUGAAUCGGUACUCUUAUCCAAACUAGCUAUACUUAAAAAUAAAAGCCUAUGUUAUUAUACACAUAUAUUGACAUCUACUUUGUGAAAGUUAUAGUUUGCUUGGAUGAUAUGUGAGUGAGACAAUAGUUAUGGAUGAGAAUGAUAUUUUCAUGUGGAUGUCAUGCUUUCAACAAAAGCUAAGGAGACAAACAAUAAUUCUAUGUGGCCAAUACAUAACAUUCUCUUUAUAUUCUCUGUCUGCCUAAAAUAUAUGUGAACUCUGUUAACCAAUAUAUAGUUCAUAUGCAUGUGUAAGCAUUGUUUAUAUUAUAAGCUCAAAUUAAAAAUUUAAUACAUGGUCACAAUUUAAAAAGUUUAAGGAGUGGCUCAUAAAGGCUCCACUAAGAUAGUCAAAAGAUGGUUUUGCGUAUGCAAAUCAUUUUGAGCCAUGAGAUGCACACUUUGGUUUCGCAUCGUGUAUGUUCAGAUUCGAUGUAGCGUUCACCUAGUUUUGGGAUGAUUAAAUUUGUUCCAUUACAAUUACAUAUUUUUCUUGCCAAAUUCUUUUCGAAUAAGUACGAAAUCAAGAAUCAAACUAUCCUAAAAAAAAUUGAAUGUUUGUAAAGCGCAGGAAGAAAUGCUUUCAAAUAUGCCAACACAAAAUAUUGUUUUUGCAUUAAUUUACAGUUCCGUUUUACAUUUUUUAAUGAAGGUAAAAUUGUUAUUCAAACAAAAAGAAUAUUGUCUAAUAAGUGUUGUUGCUGCAGCUUGUUUAACCUGUUACAAACUAAAAUGAAAUUUGAAAUUUCUAUAAUAUUAUUUGAGAAGUCAGUUUCAUACGUGUUGCGCUCACAUUAACUCUUGCGGUAGUUGAUUACGAUGAUACCAUUAAUGAAUCAAAUAUAUAUAAUUAUCUUUAUUAAAUAUUUUUUUUAUUUUAUUUUUCAAUUUUUAUUUAAAUUUUAUUUUUCUUUAUUUUUUUCAAAUAAGCUAUAUAAUAAAGAAAAUUUAUAACUUUUAGAAACGAAAAAUAUCUUUUAUAUAUAGCUUUCAUAGUAAGGAAAGUUCACAAAAUAAUCUUGAUUUUAAAAUAUAAAAAUAAUCUUCCAUUUUAAAAGAUAUCUUAAGCAACAUAAUAUAUAUUUUAGGGAAAUUUUCAAAGUAUUACGCAUUUUAUUUAAAUCAAUCUAUUUUUCAAAUUAUUACGAAAUAAUUUAAAUAACAUAAACUAAGAUAUCUUUAAUGAAUAAAAUUUAAUUUUUUUAUUUGAGUUAUCUUUUAUAUUUUUCAAAUAACAUAUAUGAUAAGAUAAUAUUUAUAAAACUUAAGACGAAAAUAUGUUUAUAUAUAUAUAUAUUAAUGUGAUUUCAUAAAAAUAAAGCAUAGACAAAUAAUCUUGAUAUUAAAGUAAAGAAUUAAUCUUCCCUUUUAAAAUUUAUCGGUUAUAUUUUUAUGUAACUUUAUACCUAUCAUCACUUUAUUUUUGUAAAUUAACCUAUACCAAAUUACUAAAAAAAUCAAAAAUAGAUUACACAUCUAAGAUGAAAAAAAGUAAACUAAUACAAUGAAUACAAUUUGGUUGAAUUAGAUUAUAAAUAGUUAUACUUAAAUUUGACUGAAUAUAUGUAACACAAUAUGCCCAUAAAACGAGUAACUAAACCAAUCCAAAAUCUUUUAUACAAAGUCAAAUAUUAAAUAAAAAUAAUAUAUUUAUAUUUAUAUUAAUAUUUUUAUACAUAUAAAUUAUAGAACAACUCAACGUAUUACUAAAUAAAUAUUGAAAUUCUCAAAUAAUUAUAUAAAUAUAUUAAGAAACUAUUACAAUUAAGUAUUUGUAAACUUAUAUGUAUAUAUGCAUAAGGUUUCAAAGGACUAUCAUUGCUAGAUUAAUUUAUGUAACUUUAAAUCGGUCAACACUUUAGUUUACUUAUACUAUUUGAUUCUCAAAAUAACAUAUAUUAAAUAUACAUAAUCUUACUAAAAUAUAUUUACAAAUCUAAGACAAGAAUAAAACUAUAUGAAAAUAACAAAAUUAGUCAAAAUUUUAAUCUGUAUGACAAAAAUAUUUUAUUUGAAUCCAAAAAGUAAAUGUUAUCUAAUAUAUCUAAAUAAUAACCAAAAAGUCAAGAUAUUAUAUAUCCAAAACUAUACGUCUAGUUAAAAUAACAUAAUUUUAUUUAAUCAUGCAUAUUGAUUACAAUAUAAAUAACAGAAUAAUAAAAUUAAAAACAAAAUAUUUAAUAAAUUAUUAUAAUAUAUUUAAUUUAUAAAUAUUUAUAUCCAUGCAUAAGCACGGAAAAAUCACCUAGUUUACAUUAUAACACCUCACUAUUGCUAGUAAUAUGGUUUACAUGUAUCAAAACGUAAGACUUAAGUUUCUGUCUCCACUAGUUGAAACAAAUAACUAAUAUUGAUGGAUAACGAUUCGAGUUUCACUCUGUAUUUUAUUUUUAAAAACUUUGUGUGCGUGUGUGCAUCAUGGGGACUUUUGUGACUUGACGAGUCAAAUUAUUUUCGUAAAUUAAAUUCUCCUACUUUAAUUUGCUUGUGUGACUUGUGUCCCCUGUCGGUAUUCACUUAAUAAUUGUAAAACUCAAUUAAUAUUAAUAAAAGCAUCUUUAUGUAAUACGACACAAAUGAAAAAAGCAAACCAUGACCGUUUGGAGCGGCCAAAGGUUGCUAUGCUACUUUCUACUUCAUUUCUUUGCCUUGGUUCGAAAUUUAGGACCACAUGUGGUUGAUCAGAGACUCAAUAUAUGUAGAUUGAUAUUUGUCUUGACAGAUUACGUCUGCAGGUCAGCUCCUUUGCCUACAUUUUCUUCAUUAAAUUAUGUCAAAUAACUUUUACUCUCAUGCUUACGCCCUCUAUUUUAUUAUUAUUUUAUUUAAUCAUUUCGAUAGGGAUGCAGUGGACAACUAGGUUGAACGGUCGAUCAAAGAAUUUAGGGUUCUUCGAAACCUGUUCUUGGAUCAAUUUUCUUUCGAUAGGUUCUUGAGACCAACUUUCUGAAUAAGAUGAAUUUAAUCGAAUCUUGUUCAAGGCAACUCAAAAUAGAUGAAUUGAAUCAAAUCUCUUUUAAGGGAAUAAGCAAAAACUCUAUUAUUAAUUAUCAAAGUCUGAAUACAACUUUAGGUUUCGAUACCUAUUUAUAAUAAAUCUUUAAAUUUAGAAAACCCUAAUCUUAGUUAAAAUAGAAAAACUACUAAAAUAUAAAAAAUACAAUAAAAAUUAAUUAUUCAUGUAAACUAGUGAAUAAUAAAGAUAUUUGAAAAUAUUUCAAAUACUUAUCUGCAUCAUCAUAUAGUGUAUCAAACUAAAUGGUAAAUCAUUUCAUUAUUGAUUCCUUCAUGUAAGAGUGUUGAACAGUGGAGCGUUACUUUUUCUUAAUCAGUGAUAUUUAGAAGAAUAGUACCAACGAGUACUCUGAUCUCAGAUUUUAAAUGAAAUCUAAAAAAUAUUUUUAUCUUCGUCUGGUAAAACAGUAGCAACUUAACAGGAUUUGAACCCAUAACGACGGAUUUAUGGUUUGUCCCAAAUUGUUCUUCUUAUCACGAAAGUACCGUUAAUUAGUUUGAAACAUAAAUUUUUGGACUUAAUUAUCGGAUCGCACAUUGAUUGACAUGUUUUUUUUUUCUUUUUUAAAAACGGUAGUUUCUUCAUGCGAUUAAACAAUAAGAAAAAUCAUAUGUAUCACAUUAUUGUUCUUCUAAUCAUCUUUCAUUUGCUUAGUUAUGCAAAUACACAAAUUCUAAUUCUAUUAUUAAGUGCACUAAGUAAUGCAUGAUCAUCCAUUUGGAACAUAUUGUAAAAUGUUCUAGUUCUAGAGGCUGAGUCGUACUAAUUUUGGAAAAGAAGUUAGUAGGAAAAGAGAAAACUGACAUCUACUUGUCAUAUAUAAUACAUAUCUGAGGUAUCUUCGUACCAAAUCGCCUAUGCAUUGUCUCUCGUCGAAUUCUGUGAGAAACUAUAAACUAUGUAUCUACUUGUGUUAAUGUCUGCUAUACACCUCGAAAAUUUUUGGUCUGCUGUUCAUUGAUGAUGUUUAGCUAGCAAUUAUAUUUGUAUACACAUUCUUUAUUCACACACAGUACACAAGCUGAUAAAACUUUUCCGUUACAGAAAAACCCAGAACCUAAAAAAUCUCUCCCAUUCUCUUCAUUAUUAAGGACCGGCUCACACUUCUAGCUAGCCUAUUUCUUGCAAGUUAUUCAGUAAAAGAUGAGGUUAGGGUUUUUUGACAAAAAAAAAAGAUGAGGUUAGGGUUCAACUGCUUUUUAGUUUAAUACAUGCAUAUUUGCUUCCUUACAAGAAUUACAACAUUUAGUGUUCUGAUCAAAACAUUCAAAAAAUGUAAAUGCAUAUUUUUUUUUCAAAAAGUCCAGGUUGCAAGUUUUUUUUUUAAAUGAAUAAAUAGUAACGAAGCGCAUAUUUAUAAUAAUCAUGUAUUAUUUUAUAUUAUUUAUGUUUUAUGUUUCUAAUUGGAGUCAUGUUCGAAGUUUGCUAAGAAAAUAGAAUUUCUGGCUUUCUCAUAUACUAGUUUAUUAAGUUUUAAUUGAUUUAAUAAAGAAUUUUUUGAUAUAUAUAUAUAUAUAUAUAUGCAUUUUAACAAAAAAAAAUAUACAUACACAUAUAUUAUUUAAAAAUUUUAGUAGAUCUAUUACGUUUUAAAGGUUGUAAAAAAAGGCAUCAAACUGUCAGAAAUUCUUACGCUAGAGUAGUUCAUUGCAUUAUCAUUGUUCCUGCUGAAUAUAAAAGUAAUACUAACAAAUGCAAACACACUUGCUAUGAGCAUGGUUUGUUUUAUCAUUCCUCACAUGGCUUAGAGUUUAUGGAAAAGCUAGCUAGUGAGUAAUUAGUGACUUUAAGGCAUUAGUUUACCUGUAAAAGUUUUAUGCAAGUGUUGUUUUGUCCCUCUCCUUUUCCGAAAAAGGUUUUAAUUAGGGUUUUUUCGUACAUUAAACAGUGUAAGCAUCUGAAAAACAAAAAGACAUAUAAGUGUAAGUGAUAGUGGGGAAUCAAUGCUGAUUCACGAGUCUAAAACGUUGUGUUUUCGUAAGCUACACCGUACAAUUUCAUAGAGGUAACAUGGGUUGGACUUGGAGAGGGUAAAAGCAACUUAAUGUUGGCUAGCCAAAGAGAAAAAGGACAAAGUUUGAUGUUAACUUAGUCUAACUGGAUUACUAUUUAUAACAACAAUGUGCAGAAUUUGAGAGAGAAUAUUCCAAAAGUAGAAACCUAAAGCAGGUGGCUUGCGGCUUCCCUCUAUCGUCUUCUUUAAUAAAACUAUCCACAAUGAGAAUGUUGAAACUUGGUUUCAACUGUUGAAUACCCAGUAAUGAGAUUAUUGAAAUGUUGUAGUUUAUUUAGGUGGAUUUAAAUGGUUGUAAAGUUUCUACUGUUGAUUUUUUUUUGGCCCAAUACAGCCACGUGGUGCAAAUUGAUUGGGUAGAAAUGUUGAGCAGAUUUUUUUUAAUUUUUAUCUUUACCCAAUAAUUCAAACUCAUAUAUUAUAUAAUAAAACUUAAAAAAUAAAAAAAAAUUAUAACAAAAUUCAUGGUUUUUAUGAUAUAUAAAUAGAUAUUACUCUCAUAUUAUUAUAAAAAAUGUCAUUUUUAUUAUAAUCAAUUAUUUUAGUGUUUUAAAUAUUGUUUUUAUUAAAUGAAUAUCAAUAAUAAUUUUUUUAACACCCAAAUUUUUUCUAAUAUUCAUGUUAACUACCAAAAUCCCAACAAUUAAAAAUAGUGGGAUAGGGUGUUCAAUUUUUUUUAAAAAUCAUUGUAAAAGUUAAAAAUAAAGUGAAUAUUGAAUAAAUUAGGUGGACGAAACAGAAGAUGAAGUUGAAUGUUAAAAAAAAUGUUGAAAAUGAAAUGGGCGUUGAAACCAUUAUACAUGGUUUAAGCGGCGGUUUUGAAUAUAAUUUAACACAUAUAAUAUUUACAGAUAUUUUUUUGCUAAGUAUAAUACUUACAGAUCUAAGAUCGAUGUGUUAUUUAUAUAUGUGGAGAUAAUGUGAUUUUCUAAAUCUUCAAAACUCAACCAAAAUAAAAACACAUAUGAUCGACGGUAGUUAACCUUAAAUGUAUUGCAUUAAUCAAAUAAUAGUGGUCUCUCUACAAUUCUCACGUGGACAUAACUGCUCAGAUCGAUCAUGGUCUUGGCGACUUUGCAUCGUUAACAAGAUUGGACUAUAUUAUAUAUAGUACAAUUUAACAAAAUCAGCUGGAAAUAAAUUUUGACAUCCCUUAGACGAAACUUCCUGUUAAAAUCUAGCAAAACUAAAACAACGUACCUUCCUUUUCUUAAUCUGUUAAGCCACUUAUGUUUUCAUUAUUUGUUGUUAGUAUAGUAUUUAAGGGCAUGAAUAUCACUCCAGGUCAUAACAAGUGGGCGGGAAAUGGGGUUUGCUCCUUGCAUUCACAUGCAGUUUUGUUUGGUAAGCGUGUGUUUGACACACUUUUUACUAAUUAUUUUAUUUUUCGUGUAUGAUGCAUGCAUAUGUUCGGUUCACGAACAUUCCUCUCUAGAUGUUCACGCCUUUACCGAUGCCCAUAAUCGUAUAUUAAUUAUAUUUCCGUGGUUAGUGAAAGAGAUACUGAAUAACUGAGCGUUGCUUUUAUGCUGGUACUGAGAAGAAACAAAUAGUCAUUUUCACUAUCAUCAGGGGGAAACAAGAUUUGUUCAUUGUCUAGGUUUUCUUAAUUUUGGUAGAUAAGUAGAUAAAAAGGAAAUUAAUACGAUUGUAACUUUUUAUUUUAAUAUACUGUCCAAAGACGUCUAAGCCAUUAUAAUUUUUUUAGUACCCUCUACACGAUUUUGACCACAAAAAAAUCUCUACACGAUCUAAUUGAAGUUGUGAUUAGAACCAAUCGGUGAGAAUUUAUAAAUUGAAAGAGUACUAUGACUCUCAUAGAAAUUAAUACUUAGACGACUUAGGAUAUAAUUAAUGGAUCCAAUUUUUUAAACUAAUAUAAAUAUAUUAUAGAUAACGAUAAUUUUUUAAAAAAAUAUGAUGUAUAUAAAAUAUUUUCUAUAUUCUUUGAUGAUUUUCCUAAUUUUGACGGUUGAAUUUAGUCUGAUAUUUUAAAUCUCUCAAUACAAAUCUUUCUCAACAAUAUUUUGUUCUGGUUUACGUUCCAAAUAGAUAAAUAGUGUGACAUGUUUAAAAUUGUACCAAAAUUUUAACCAAAACAAACUUGCACAACUUUCAUAGGAAAGUCUCUUUCACUUCUUUGUUUUUGUGGGUGGUCUCUUUCUGGCCACAUCACAUGCACGAGGAUCGAUGCUUCCUCUCCUCUGACUCGAUCAUAUCUUUUGUUUUUGCUAUUUAAGUGAUAAAACUAUGAUUGACCAAGCUUGCUUCAUUUCUACAAUUGCAUUCCUUUUACUAAAUUAUAAAAAGAGAAAAAAGACAGGAAUAAAUAUUUCCUGUGUAUAUUACAAAUAUGGAAUUGUACAAUGGCCCUAUUCUAUUCCUUCACCUUUUAUAGUAUUGAUGUUCCCAUAUAAAUAAUGUGGCAUAAAUAGUUUCAUUUUUAUUCAAGUGGGUAGUGUGGAAAAGCUAUUUAUCCACCACCCUCUCUCUCUCCAUACCAAACAAUUCUUUCUAUUUUUUUCUUUAUUUUUUGUUGUUGUAAAAAGUAACUUUUAGGCACUACAAAUUAACACCAUCUCCCUCUCCUUAUCCCUCAAAUCCAUCUCCAAAGCCUCUCCUACUUCUCUCUCUCUCUGCUUCCUUGUUUUCAUAUAACAACAAAAACUCCUACAAAAGUCUUCUUACAAAACUUUUAAGCCAUGGCAACUGUUGUAUACCAAGGGUUUCAGUCUCAUUUUGAGUCUCAACACUUUGAGCCAAGAGCUCUAAGACUCAGACUCUCUUCUCCCAACAAUCCCCACUCAUCCACACCUCUCAAAUCCCAUUUCCUAGACUCAUCCAUCACUCCACAAGACAACAUUUCUACCACUAAAGCUGCCUCUAAGACAGAAAGUUGGAGCUUCCUCGAGCCCAUCUCAAACUCGAGCUCUGAUGACAAAGACAAGAAGACAUCAUUACCACCGUACGUUCAUACUCCAUCUUCUCGUAGAACUCUCAGUGAUGAGAGCUUAGCAUUGUGCACUGAAAGCCUCGGUAGCGAGACUGGCUCUGAUGUCAUUAACGAUCAAGAUUUGUUCUCGGUUACAUCCGAGUUACAAACUACUGAAACUAGACCAACGACAAGAUCCUCGCGACAAGAUAGGAAGAGGAACACGGUGGCUUCUCUUCCACCUCCUUUGACGAGUAUGAGAGGUCUUGAUGGCAUUCAAGUCAAGUCUCACCGUGAGAAUGGAAGAUUGGUAAUGACGGCCAUGAAACCUCUGCCACGCGAUCGAUGCUUACAGGACCGAAGUAAUGGCUGCGUCCGACUAGCCAUCUUGAUUGAUUCUAAUGACCAGAUAGAGACAGAGAUCAAAGAAGAAGGAGAAACAGUUGAGAUAAUGAGAGAUAACGAAGAAGAGAUUCAACAAUACGAGGAAGAAGAAGUUGAACUGAUGGUUAUCAAGAACACUCAAAGAUCAAAUAGAUGCCAUGAAGGUGAUCUAGAAAACAGAGGAUUUCUAAAUUGGGAAUCUUUCUGUGUUGCCACUUCCUAAAAAAAGAAUAAUUCUGAUCUCUCUGUGAUCACAGUUUCACAAGCUUUUUUCUACUGCAUUGUGUUUUCGUUUUUGUAUAAUUAACAACCUUUUUUUAUCACUCUCUUUGUUUAGAGAUGGUAUUAAUACUGGUUUACCGACAGAAGGCCUUGAUUGUUAAUUUUAUAUUGUCAACUACCUUGGUUACUGAUUUAAUAAGUAAAUAUUUAAGGUUGUUUUACGGUC